This is a messenger RNA of Ilex paraguariensis (yerba mate), 1337 nucleotides long. The record is from the annotation of a GenBank genome assembly. Lineage: Eukaryota; Viridiplantae; Streptophyta; Magnoliopsida; Aquifoliales; Aquifoliaceae.
AUUUUCCCUUCACCGAAGUAAAAGCUCGAGAGCAAACCAUGUCGUCUUCAGUCACUGACUCGUUCGAUCAACUCGGUGGCGACUCACUCGCCGGUACGACUCGUCCCUUCGACGACGGGUACUUAGGCUACGAUCCUCGCCUUCCAUCGCAACGAUUCGAUUCAUUCUCCAACUUUGCCGACUCAGAGUCUGUCAAAGACUCGGUUGUGGACGACUCGCCGAUCUUCACUUCCCAAUCUAUUCCUGACACUCCUUCUCCGCCUCCUGUCUACGUCUCCGGUGGUGGGUUUGGCUCCGAUCCUCCAGAAUUCUACCCGGAAUCAAACGAAAUGCCGUUUGAGAGUGACUAUGUGGCGUCGAAUGGACCCAUUUUGCCGCCUCCAGCGGAGUUGGCACCAGAAGAGGGUUUUGCACUCAGAGAGUGGAGAAGAGAAAAUGCAAUUCGGCUUGAGGAGAAAGAGAAGAAAGAGAAAGACUUGUUAAGCCAAAUUAUUGACGAAGCAGAUGAGUACAAAGUUGAAUUCUACAGGAAAAUGCAGGUCUCCUGCGAAACCAACAAGACCACUGCUAGGGAAAAGGAAAAGUUAUUUCUGGCCAGCCAGGAGAAGUUCCAUGCUGAGGCUGACAAGAACUACUGGAAAGCAAUUGCUGAGCUCGUUCCUAAUGAAGUCCCGGCUAUUGAAAAGAAAAGAGGGAAAAAGGACCAGGGGAAGCAGCCUUCUGUUAUUGUGAUCCAUGGGCCAAAACCUGGGAAACCAACUGACCUGUCGAGGAUGAGGCACAUACUCUUAAAGCUAAAACACAACGCACCUCCCCAUCUGAAGCCUUCCCCACCAUCAGCACCUGCCCCUACCAAAGACGUCAAAACCGAUGCUGCUACUCCUCCCAAGGCUGCAGCUGUAGCAACCACCCCCAAGACUGUAGCUGUUGCUUAACUAUUGUCUUCUUCAUCAGCUUUUGUCUUAUGAGAUAUUUGGUUUUGGGGGUGAUGGACAAGGUUUUUUUUCUAUAUGUAUAAAACAUGAUCACCAGACUGGUUCUCCCCUGAUAUAUAUAAUGGUAUUCUGGUUCGAGUUCUUUGCCUUGAUGGGAGUUCAUGUUAGAAAAAGCUUUUUGUGGGGAUUGCUUUAAAUUGGUGUGGGGAUGACCUAAGCAUCCUUAGCCAGUGAUUCAUAUCAGAUGUGGACCGGGUCUCUGGAGUAGAGUUUUGAAUUAUGGGUGUUUGGAGGCUGUGGUUAGCGGUGGGUGGGGCGGAUUUAGACGGUGGGGAGUUUUCGGGGGCUGGGUGCUCAGGACGGGGUGUUUUGGCAGUGGGCCAAAGGGUGGUUGGGAGUGAU